GCUAUUGGAUGAAAAAGAUGUCAUUUAUGUCAAGGCUUUUUCUUGCAACGUUGCACAUGUACUUUUUAAUAUAUUCCUUCACAGAGGACUCAGAAAAACCCAAAAUGUAUGCCUUGUGGAAAUCAUUUCUGCGGAGGGCUGGCUGUGAAGCCAUUCUCAAAGAAGGGAAACGGGGAGAAAUGGCUGAGCUGUGUCGGAUUCUAAUCAGUGGCAACAGGUUUGAAGAGGGAUGAGUCCUCCCCAAAAGAUGGAACUCAACGUUAUUGCAGCAGUGUGAGAUUAUCUGACGGAGAAUGGAACAAAAGGCAGACAACAUCGAGAGAAGGGCUUUGGGAUGUCCUUCAAGAAGUCUGGAGAGCUAUUCCUGACCACUCCUCAAGGAGAGGACUCACAGUUUGAGUAGGUUUUCUAAUCUGAGUUCAGGCUGUUGCAGAGUAAGGAGGAUCGUAUCAAAUUUUGCCUUCACAGAUAAUACCAACUAUAUAAAUCCUGUAUUUGUCUGCCAUAUUGCAUUUACAUUUAUGCUUGCAUGUUUGAUAUGAUCCAUGCACAAAUGUGCUAUUUCUCUGACAAGAUGUCCAUGUUUGAAGAACCAGUGCAUAACUUGUAUUCAGCCUGGCCAAAGUUUCAAAGAUAAUAAAGUCAUUGAAUUAGGGGGUAACGUCCUCUUAUAUAAAGGAGGAUAUAAUUACGUACAGGAAGAUCGAGCCCUGUCCCGGAUUCGUUUUACAUUGACCGUCAAAAUUAUGCAAAUGACGGCGGACGUGCAGGCAUCUGAGGACAGCUCUGCGCACUCCAAAAUGGCGAACCGCAACAAGGACCUGGAGGAGGAGAUUUACGACAAGGUCGUAGACAUAACAGAGUACGCCAAACGACAGCGAUGGUGGAACCGCAUUUUCGGGAAAAACUCCGGUCCAAUAGCAGAGAAAUACUCGGUGGCUACGCAGAUCGCCAUAGGAGGAGCUAGCGGAUGGUGUGCGGGCUAUCUCUUCCAGAAGGUUGGAAAAGUGGCUGCCACGGCGGUCGGCGGCGGCCUGCUGCUGCUCCAGAUAGCCAACAAUAGCGGGUACAUCCAAGUGGACUGGAAGAGGGUAGAGAAGGAUGUCAACAAAGCUAAGAAGCAGCUGAAGAAGACCACAAACCAAGCAGCCCCCGAGCUAAACACGUUUUUCGAAAAGUCCACAGAGUUUGUGAAGAAAAACAUUGUUGUCACAAGUGGCUUCGUCGGAGGGUUCCUGCUCGGCCUGGCAUCUUAGGGUCUGCCAAAGGACGACAGUCUGUGUGUUUCUGAUGGAAGGAAAGUCUCUCAAUUUGCUGGAAGGUCUUUAUUUUUUUUACAGUUAGCAGCGAGCUUCAGAUUAGCGUCUUGGUAAAUGCUUUCCACAAGCUGCACAUCUUUUUGUCUUUAAUACUGUUCAACCAAACGACAGGUGGUGUCAGGGUGGAACCUCUUUGGCCUCUUUAUCCCCUUGAUGUACUUGUUAGACUGAAUGUUAAAACAUAUCAUGCAGAAUGACAUGAAAACUAACCAUAAGUAAACCGAGAGAAUUUAACUAUUUUCUAUUUAUUUAUUUGAACCAAAAUGAUAGUUCUCCAAUAUAAAUUGCAUUGUGUUUGUGCUAAAAAUCAGCCAGGCACGGGGCAGCUAAGCCUGUGCAUUGAUCGUCACAUGUCAUAGGACUCCACUGUGAUGAGUGUUGUAUUUUUACUUGGCAGGAUUAUUGUCAUGUUAGGGUGAAAACUUGAAUGCUGUUAUUCAUGGAUAUGGAAUUAUUAUGCCUUUUGCAGAGGUGCUGAAGGAGUUGUAUCUGCCUCCCCUGCAUUUCUUUUUUUAUGUAUCUGGUUCUGCAAUGAAUGGAUUGUGGUACUCAAGACUGUGGUUUGCCUACUCGAAAUAAAAAGAAAAAUUAAAAUGUCUCAAA
Messenger RNA from Menidia menidia (Atlantic silverside), 1922 nucleotides. NCBI's taxonomy places the organism in Eukaryota, Metazoa, Chordata, Actinopteri, Atheriniformes, Atherinopsidae. The record is from the annotation of a GenBank genome assembly.